Cotesia glomerata is the source of this 1088-nucleotide messenger RNA. RefSeq lists its product as uncharacterized. The transcript is spliced from 2 exons. The coding region runs from base 261 to 1040 and encodes 259 amino acids. Gene Ontology annotation, biological process: regulation of exit from mitosis. The record is from RefSeq and is a predicted model, not a curated record. NCBI's taxonomy places the organism in Eukaryota, Metazoa, Arthropoda, Insecta, Hymenoptera, Braconidae. Gene Ontology annotation, cellular component: nucleus.
ACUCGCGCUCCUGGUUGUUGUCAUCACACAAAUAAUAAUUACUUGUUGAAAAUUGCAUUAUUUAAAAAUUUUAUUAAUAAUCAUUCGAAAAAUAAUUUUUUAAAUAAUAAACACGUGUAAAAAUUUCCUAUUUUUAUAAAUGAUUAUUUAUUUAAUAAAAGAAGUGAUAUUGUGAAGUUCAAUAAAUCUAGUAGAGCUGUAGAGGUUAUGAAUAAAAUUUAAAAUUUCGACGUCAAAAUUUAUUUAAAUUUAAUUAAAUAAUGGCAUCAAAAAACAAACAAAAAGAAACGUCGAUAGCUGUCAAAUUGGAAGAACCUCUGACAAGUGAAUCCUGUUCGAAAAUAAUUAUUGAACUGAUAAAGUAUAUAUUGUUUCAAAAGCAGCAAAUACCAUUUUCUUUUGAUACUCUAGUGAAGUUUCAAACUAAAAUAAAACCCUCGGACCGAAAUUUUAAUUCUACUAAAUCACUAUUUAAUACUCUGGACAACAUGACCUCCCAGUUGUCAUCGCAGUUACAUUUAUCUGGGUGCGAUGUAAGAGAAGUUGUUGUGGUUAUUGGUGCUACUACAAUCACUCCGAAGUUUUGUUUGAAACUUAAAUUACCUGGAAUUAUUUUGAGUAGCAAAAAACAUGUGGAGCAUCAACAUUCUUUUAGAAAACCGCUUCUUUCUUUAAUGAAAUCCUUAGUUGAGAGUCCAGAGUUCCAAGAAGCAAUGACAGUGCCCCUAGGCUUGACCAACACCUUCAUAUUGCUUCAGAAAAGCGAUACGAAUGCCAGAUCUGACUAUUUCAUGCCCAAACCUCAGUACAAUUUGCCAGUCUACUCGAGCACGUGUUUUACUAUUAACUUGUACCACGAUGACUUCAUAAUAGACUGCAAGUGUGAUAAUUUAGUGAGGGUGUACAACGACGAUCAGCGAGAACUUGUUGAAGGUCUAGAAAACGAUGAGCUUGACAGAAGAAAUUGCAAUAGACCAGAAGACUCAUAUCUUUGGUACCAGUCCAGGGAAUCUGUUAAAGGAUUUAAAUUUUUAAGAUAACCAUUAUCAAUUAGACACAAUUUUUUUAAACUGUUAACUAUUUAAAGA